Ambispora gerdemannii is the source of this 1470-nucleotide messenger RNA. The record is from the annotation of a GenBank genome assembly. NCBI's taxonomy places the organism in Eukaryota, Fungi, Glomeromycota, Glomeromycetes, Archaeosporales, Ambisporaceae.
AUGGAAGGAACGGAGACACAAAGCGAAACUCAAGAAGAAUUUCCAGACCUUCCUGAAUUAGUACAAGUGCCCAAACCAAAUGCUAAAAUUAAGAGUAACAAUGUUGCGCCAGAUAACGAAAAAGAUAAUGAACCUGAGGCUGAACCUUCGAAAUUAGACAUUGCCCCCAAUUCCUCGGAAGAGAAUAACAAUGACAAUGUUAAAGAAAGUCGUAAAGUAACGGUCGUGGACUGUGAAGAAGUUAAAAAUAAUGAUAUCAAGAAUAACGUGGAACGAGGAGAAGCGAAUGUUGGUCCACGCGAUGAAGAUGCAGAUCUUAUUUAUGAUCCUUCGAGACUAAUCUCCCAUCGCAUCGAGAUUGCUGUUCAAAGAUAUAAAAAGAAUCGUAAGUUUAACCAUGUUCGAAAUCAAGUGUUUGAAGCCUAUAUGCGUUUUGGUGGCAUCGAGACGGGUCCCAAACCAUUUCUUGGACAAGAUGGUGUUGUAGAUGCUGAAGCUGACGCUGAAGAAAUUCUCGCACAUCGUGCUACCAAUUACGUUGAAGAAGAUCGUGUCGAAGAAAUGGAAGUUGACUUUACUUAUACUGCGACAGUUUAUCUCUCAAAUUUUCUGAUUGACAAAUCUGGUUAUGUAUAUAUGGAUCAGUUUCGCGAGGCACCCGAAGUUGUAAUUUCUUUCAUUAAUUACCUCGUGAAUCAACGAGUAUGCCCGGAAUAUAACGAUGAUAUGCAACGUGCCUUGGAUAUCGCGAAACGAGCAAGAAUAGAGCUGCCAAAGUGUAAGCUUUUGGCUCAAUCUGCGCCUGGUAGAUUCAAUAGGGCUUGCUCAUUGUUGUUUGGCGGAGAACUAUUUGGUUUGUUUGAUGACGCUUGGGGUGGUGAAGAAGAAGUCGCCAAAAUGCUUGGAAUCUCAAUGUCUGAGGCCGCAUCAAUAUUUAAAGAAGUGAUGGGUCGGGAAAAUACAACUGUUAGGCUGAAUGAGAAUAUGAAAAAGGUAUCAGAAGAAAUGGAUAUAAUCGAUAUUGACUCUCAUCCGAUUUCAACCCCAUUCGAUCCUAUUGAUAGUAACAAUACACGAACAUUACAAGAAAAUUCUGAAAAUAGCCAUGCCACUAUCAAUUCUACAUCAUCUGCUACUCUCACGGAAAAUGGCGAUGCCACUACAAAUUCAAAUGGCGAUGCCAUUACCAAUUCUACAUCAUCAACUAUUCUCACGGAAAAUGGCGCAAACUUUGAAAAAGCGCCACCUAAUUCAUUAUUUAGAAUGUAUAUUCGGAAACAUGGUAAUCCCGAAGAUGUACCAAUACCAGUUUUGCUUGGCCCGGAACAAGCUAAAAAUGUUAUGCCAGGCAUGCUAGUAACUGCUGAUUUUUACCAGCUUGAUAAUGGGUUUUGGUAUUGGGAUAGAGUCACGAAUGUUUACCCAUCAUAUUUCCUCAAGGACGAUUUCGACUCUGAUGACGAUGAAUAA